AUGGAAGUUGAUAGAUAUUUUCCAAUGCAAGUAUUAUUAGAGAAAGAAGCAUGGGCCCUGUUCAAGAAGAAGGUGGGAAAUUUUGUUGACUCUCCUGAACUCCAUGAUAUAGCUGAUGCAGUUUGUAAAGAGUGUGGAGGCUUGCCGGUUGCUAUACUUGCAGUUGGAGCUGCAUUGAAAGAUAAGAAAAAAUAUGUCUGGGAAGAUGUACUUGAUCAAUUCAAAGAUUCCAUGCUCAAGAAUAUUGCGGGAAUCGAGCCAAAGGUGUAUGCUUCCUUAAAGUUAAGCUAUGAUCGGUUAGAAUCUAGUGAUGCCAAAUCGUGCUUCUUGCUGUGUUGUUUCUUUCCUGAAGAUGCUAAUAUUUCAAUUGAAGUGUUGGCGAGACACUGCAUAGCAAGAAGUUUGCUUGGACAAAACACAAAUACACUAAUAAGAGCAAGCCGUCGAGUACUUACAGUGGUCGAUAUCCUCAAAGAUGCUUGUUUGUUAUUAGAAGGUGAAGAUGAAAACUUUGUCAAAAUGCAUGAUGUCAUUCGAGAUGUUGCUCUUUCAAUUGCGAAAGAUGAUGGCAAGGAAAUUCUAGUAAAACAUGGUGACAAAAAAUGGCCCGAGAAAGAUACAUGCGAAUCUUCCUCAGCUAUGUCAUUAAGGUUCGACAACACUCUUGAGCUUCCGGAUGAUUUGGUAUGUCCACAACUCCACACCUUGACCAUACUAUUGAAAUGGAAUAUUAGUAAUCCUUUGCUUAAUGUUCCAGUUAGGUUUUUCAGUGGAAUGGAGAAACUUACAAUUUUAGAAUUGAAUAGAAUCUGUAUGUUGCCUCCAUUAUCUCUUGCAAAAUUGGUUAACCUUCGGAUGUUAAGUUUAAAUGAUUGUGAGUUGGGAGACACAGCUAUACUCAAGGAUCUAAAUAAUAACCUUGAAAUACUUAGCGUUCGAGGUUCUAAUAUCGAGGUUUUGCCAUCAGAGAUAGGACAAUUGACUCGUCUUCGGUUGUUAGAUGUGCGAAAUUGGGAAAAGCUCACAGAGAUUCCACAAGGUGUCAUAUCCAAUUUGUCUCGCCUGGAAGAAUUGUACAUUUUAGGUGAUUUGGGGCCACGGAAGCCCAUAAGAAGCAAAGUGAAUCUUGAUGAGUUGGGGAAAUUGACGCAAUUAACCACUUUAGAGAUUCACAUACCAAAUGUCAUGCUAUUGCCCAAGGACUUCUGCUUUGAAAACUUGAUCAGAUUUAAAAUAGUAAUGGGUAAGGAAUUUGAUUUUUGUGGAACUUAUGAUUCUUUUUUUAGAACUUAUUCAAAGUCGUGUAAACUUGCGGGUGUUUCCUUAAUGGACAAGUUAAUCGUUUUGUUGAUGAGAGCCGAACAACUACAUUUGCAAAAAAUUGAAGGUUUACAAGAGGUGCUGCAUGACAGAGGUGCCCCAUCAGGGUUCUUCAAUAAUUUAAUUGAAUUAACAGUUCGAGAUUGUAGGUUGAAAUAUCUCUUCUCCCUGUCCUGUGCAAGAGGAUUUCCACGACUCCAGAGACUACGAAUAUUUGAUUGUGAGAUGAUGGAAGCAAUAGUUGGAAUUGAAGAAGAAAAAGAUGAAGAUGAACUCUCAAGUCCGGUAAUUAAUUUCAGUCAGUUGAAAUAUUUGUGUCUCUGGAACCUACCCAAGCUCAUAAGCUUCUACCCCAAAGUGGAGAAGAUGUCAACAUCUGAAGGAAAUUCUUCUACCCAGGCACAAUUUUUGUUUAAUGAAAAGGAAUAG
This is a messenger RNA of Camellia sinensis, 1749 nucleotides long. NCBI's taxonomy places the organism in Eukaryota, Viridiplantae, Streptophyta, Magnoliopsida, Ericales, Theaceae. The record is from RefSeq and is a predicted model, not a curated record.